GAUUUUUGUUCCAUCUCUAUCAGUCCACAUUAUUUGUUAUUUAUUUGGCCUAAUCGCAUUUUAUUUAAGUUAAGCGAAGCGCACAAAGCAGUUUUAAGUUGAAAAUGACCGCCCUGACCCGCUGCGCCUUUCUGCUCCUCACGCUGGCCAUCUGCGGCAGCCUGGCCAUUCGAUGCUUCCAGUGCUCCUCGGACCAGGACCGCAAAGGACACGACAGUUGCGGCGCCUACAAGCGAUUCAACCGCACGGAACACAUCUCCAUUGAGUGCAACAGCGACGAGAGCCACAUGCCAGGAUCCUUCUGCAUGAAGGUCGUGCAGCAGGGUCCCAGGGGAUUUAUCUGGGACGGUCGUUGGCGUCAGGUCAUCCGACGGUGUGCCUCCGUUUCCGAUACCGGAGUGACAGGCGUCUGUAAUUGGGGCGUCUACGAGAACGGCGUUUACUGGGAAGAGUGCUACUGCUCCAGCGACAGCUGCAAUGGCUCCAGUCUAAUCGAAAUGCACGGAUCUCUGCAGCUUCUGUUGGGUUUCCUGCUAAUUGGCGCCAUCUCCAGGAUCAUCAGGAGUUAAUAGGAAAGUGGGACUUUCUUUCACCAAAAAUAAGAAAACAGUGCCUUUUCACCACUCCAUUUGUAUUAUUUUUUAAACUGAAUUUCAUUUUGAUAGCUGCAAUAUAAUCCGUCCACUUAUUGAUGUCUAAAAUUAAGUUAAAAUGUUAUACGCGCUUGUAUACACUAAGGAUAAGAUAAUAGAACUCCGCGGCAGGUCAAUUUUAAACCUUAUAAAAGCGUAAACUAAUCUUUUAUUAAUUUUAAAACUUUUUGUUGUGACAUACGCAAAAAAUUUUACCUAAAUUCUGAAGGGCUAAAAAGAAAAUCGCUUUUAUAUUUAAUUGUUAGAAAUAACGACCUGUCUUAUAAAUACCAUAAACUACAAAAGUCCACCCUUAAUACACACGAAAUCUCAAGAUAAAAAUCAAAACAAUCGAAAUAUAUACAUAUCUAGAUAAAGCUA
Drosophila elegans is the source of this 1013-nucleotide messenger RNA. RefSeq lists its product as uncharacterized. Gene Ontology annotation, biological process: regulation of synaptic transmission, cholinergic; positive regulation of voltage-gated potassium channel activity; sleep. The transcript is spliced from 3 exons. Bases 105 to 569 code for a protein of 154 amino acids. Lineage: Eukaryota; Metazoa; Arthropoda; Insecta; Diptera; Drosophilidae. The record is from RefSeq and is a predicted model, not a curated record.